Messenger RNA from Nicotiana tabacum (common tobacco), 1912 nucleotides. Its product is annotated as protein DETOXIFICATION 16. Gene Ontology annotation, molecular function: antiporter activity; xenobiotic transmembrane transporter activity. Gene Ontology annotation, cellular component: membrane. The record is from RefSeq and is a predicted model, not a curated record. NCBI's taxonomy places the organism in Eukaryota, Viridiplantae, Streptophyta, Magnoliopsida, Solanales, Solanaceae. Gene Ontology annotation, biological process: xenobiotic detoxification by transmembrane export across the plasma membrane.
UCUUUUGUCCCAUUUCGUGUGAGUUUUACGUGGAGAACAGAAUUUCAACCUCCAUUAUUGACCGCAAGUUUUAAUUACUAUAAAUUUCCUUCUACCACUGGCUGCGUAUUCGAGAUUUUGAGAGAGAGAGCUAAAGAGGAGAGGUCCAGAGCAAAAACGACAGACGGGACCAAAAUGGAAGGAGAAUAUGAAAAGUCAGCCUCUGUCAAGACGCCAUUGAUAGUCGACGACCGUGAAAAGCAGAGUCUUUUUAAUGAAACAAGAAAUAAUAAUGGUGGUUUUAGCAAGGAGCAAAUUGUAGAGGAAGUAAAGAAGCAAGUAUGGCUAGCCGGACCCCUAGUGAGCGUAACCCUUUUGCAGUUUUCUUUACAGCUUAUAGCCAUAAUGUUUGUUGGUCAUCUUGGAAAAUUGCCUCUCUCUGGUGCUUCUAUGGCUACUUCCUUUACAUCUGUUACUGGUAUUAGCCUAUUGAUGGGGAUGUCAAGUGCACUGGACACAUUUUGCGGGCAGUCAUAUGGAGCAAAGCAGUAUCAUAUGCUUGGCAUUCACAUGCAGAGAGCAAUGAUUAUACUUUCACUUGUAAGCAUACCUCUUGCAGUCAUAUGGGGAAACACUGGCCCUAUUCUGAAGCUGUUAGGCCAAGAUCCUAGUAUAGCAGAUGAAGCCGGUCAUUAUGCCUUGUAUUUUAUCCCCGGUAUUUUCGCUUAUGGAUUGCUCCAAUGUGUUGUAAGAUUCUUACAAACACAAAGUAUUGUCAUCCCUAUGGUGUUAUGUGCUGGAAUUACAACUUUAAUCCACAUCCUUAUCUGUUGGAUUUUGGUUUUCAAGUCUGCCCUUGGCGGCAAAGGAGCUGCUCUUGCAAGUUCUAUCUCUUACUGGCUUAACUUUUUGUUUUUGGCUCUUUAUGUCAAGUUUUCUCCUUCAUGUGCAAAAACUUGGACAGGACUGUCAAAAGAAGCUCUGAAAGAUAUGCUUACUUUUAUUAGACUCGCAAUUCCCUCGGCCAUCAUGGUCUGCUUAGAAAUGUGGUCAUUUGAGCUAAUGGUUCUGCUUUCUGGCCUUCUUCCAAAUCCACAGUUGGAAACCUCGGUGCUCUCAAUUUGUCUUAAUACAGCAGCAACGGUAUGGAUGAUCCCUUUUGGACUGAGUGCUGCUAUAAGUACACGGGUCUCAAAUGAACUGGGAGCAGGUCAUCCUCAAAUUGCACGUUUGGCGCUCUAUGUUGUACUGGCAGUGGCUGUUACAGAGGGACUUGUGUUGGGAUUGGUCAUGAUACUGAUACGUAACCUAUGGGGAUAUGCUUACAGCAAUGAGAAUGAAGUUGUUACAUACAUCGCCACGAUGAUGCCACUUCUUGCUGCAUCAAAUUUCAUGGAUGGCCUUCAAUGUGUUCUCUCAGGUGCUGUAAGAGGGUUUGGAUGGCAGAAGAUAGGGGCAAUUAUUAACCUUGGAUCCUAUUAUCUUGUGGGAAUUCCUUCUGCUGUCUUGAUGGCGUUCGUUCUUCACAUCGGAGGGAAGGGUUUAUGGUUGGGUAUUAUUUGUGCACUCCUAGUACAAGUGCUGUCUCUUCUUUUCAUUACAAUGCGCACUAACUGGGAACAAGAAGCACAGAAAGCUCAAGAGAGAGUUGAGGAAACAACAUUAGCAGUGGAGGCAUUGUACUGAGUGUGCACCUUUUAUCCACUUCAAUAAAGGCAGCUUCAUAACACAAGUCAUAACUAAACAAAAGAUUUUGACCUGUUGAAAAGUUUAUUAUUGUUUACCCGAAAAAUCGGAUAAUGUUAAAUUUAGAUGUGGUUCUAAGGGUAUGCAAAUUCCUUUGAUACAAAAUGACAAUACAGAUAUUUUUGCUAUAAAGUGGGAAUAAUGAACAGGAAGACUGAAUGAGUUAAAGAAAACAAGCACAAUGAAA